Molecule: messenger RNA, 3904 nt
Organism: Seriola dumerili (greater amberjack)
Lineage: Eukaryota; Metazoa; Chordata; Actinopteri; Carangiformes; Carangidae
Product: autism susceptibility gene 2 protein-like
Exons: 13
Coding region: 274-2724 (816 amino acids)
Source: RefSeq, a predicted model, not a curated record
CCGCACCAGGAGCCCCGUGUUCUUCCGCCUCCACAGCACCACACACGGCCAGUAAUCAGCCACCAAGUGCACCAUCCACUGCAGUACAACAGCCUCCACGACAUCAGCCACAGCAGCAGUCCAGUGGCUCUUCCCAAACAACACUUGCCCCCAUCCCCUCACCACCACCUCAGCGGGCUCCCGUCCUCGGCCCCCGCCUUGCCUCUGUCCAUAGCCAAUCUCUCUACCUCGCAUUAUUCCUCCCUACGGAGCCCGGCCCAUCGCCAUCCGGCCAUGUUUGCAACCCCAGCCACACUGCCUCCACCACCAACCUUACCAACCAACAGUUUAGUGGUGCCUGGGCACCCCGCCGGCACCCCCUACCCAGAUACCAGCCUGUUGAUAUCAUUCAACCAACCAAUCAUGUAUUGCCAGCCUCAUUCGGGGAUUCUGAUUGGCACAUUGUCACAGGCAACUCUCUUACCACCACCAAUGAGUCCCCACGUAGAAAACCCUCACAGCAUGAGCUGGAGAAACAGAGAAUGCCAGUUCGACAAAUACACCCCCAAACUGGACAAUCCAUUCAUCCGACAUUCAAACUUCUUCCCCUCCUAUCCCCCCACCAUGCCAGGCAUGCCCCCGCUGCUCCCACACUCAGGACCCUUCAGCUCGCUGCAAGGAGCCUUCCAGCCCAAGGCUUCUAAUCCCAUUGACGUAGCAGCACGUCCUGGAGCAGUACCUCACACACUCCUACAGAAGGACCCACGGAUAACAGAUCCAUUCAGGACAUCUGUCAGGAAACCUGGCAAGUGGUGUGCAGUGCAUGUCCAGAUCGCAUGGCAGAUCUACCACCACCAGCAGAAAAUGAAGCAAAUGCAGCUGGAUCCUCACAAACUAGACAUGAAUGGGAAGCUGGACCUGUUCAGUCGACCCCCAGCUCCAGGAGUCUUCCCAGGGUUCCCGUACCCUCAUGACCUGGCACGACCUCUUUUCUCUUCCACAGGCUCCAGCCACCCAGCUCCCUCCCCUUACGGCCCUGCCCCACACCCCAGUGGCUUCCUGCCUCCUAGCCAUUUGGCAGGUAAGUAUCCUUUCAGUCGCUCCAGUUCCUUUGGCGGCCUCGGCAACCUUUCAAGCAGUGCCUUCGGAGGAUUAGGCAACCCCUCGCUUGGGUCCAACAGUGUGUUUGGCACCAAGGAGGGGCCAGGAGGACUGCCCACGUUUGGCAGCCCCCACCACGACACCUGGAACAGACUUCGACGCACUCCACCGUCUUUCCCCACCCCGCCACAGUGGCCCAAAACCACAGACGCUGAGAGAAGCAGCUCAGCCAACAGCCACGAGAGAGAGCGAGAGAGGGAACGGGAAAGAGAGAGAGAAAGGGAGAGGGAAAGAGAGAAAAGAGACUCGUCCAUCGGGAAGGAAGAGAAGGAUAAAGACAGGGAUUCUGUGGAUCGCAACCGACACUCCAACCGUUCAUCUCCAGCCUCCGCACCAGUCAGCUAUCAGAUCAGUAGCUUAAUUCGCUCAAACAGCCAGAACUCCAGUGAUUCGGGUCGGCAUCACAGUGGCAGCGUAGACCGGGUUCGUGAGGCAGAGAAGGAGCUGCUGGAGCGCCACAGAGAGUCUUCCACACUGGCUGACGUGAAGGUGAAGGAGAGCCGCUCGCCUGGCAAGGAGAUGCUAGAGAGGAGACCCUCAGAAGACUCCAUCAAACCCACUCAGCGUUCUCCCUCUCCGUACUCCAAGGCAGUGAUCAAUGAGCAGGGCAUGAAGAUGGCAGGUGGGCCCCCGCCUACACUCAAGGACAGCGAAAGGAAAGAGCCCCCACCUGCAGACCUCCUCCACAAGGUGAAAAAUGACAUGAAGAUUAAGGAGGAGAGGAAGGAGGAGCAGGAGGUCAUGGUGGUGAGUUCAGAGCCCGCCCCCCAGCCACCAGCCCAAGCUCUUCCUGCUCCCAUCGGUCAACCUGGAAACCCGCACCAUCACCACCCACCUUUGUCUCAGCAGCCCCCUCUUCCCUCACCGCGUGGCAGUGACAUCCCAGGACCUGGCCUGCAUGGUGUCCCCAUGGCACACUCUCUGCCCCUCUCCAUGAGUGCCAUGCCCCAGAUGGGCAGCCUCAAUGUGCUGGACCGGGCUCGUAUGGCUCCCUUCAUGGGAGUGAGCCCUCUGGCAGGAAGAGAGCGCUUGCCUCACCCGGCCUUCCCUUGGGACCCACUUAGAGAGGCCUACCGCAGCCUGGACCUGCAGCGGCGCAUGGACUUCCAGCUCAGGGCCGAGCAAGGACAUCGUUUCCCCAGUGUGUACGAACAGGAGCGAGCUUACCGCGAGAGGGAGGCUCAUGACUACUCUCACCACGAGCACCUGUUGGAGGUGCGCAGGGAGCACGAGAGGAUGAGACAACAGGCAGAGGAGCGAGAGCGCCUCCACCUGCGAGAGGAGCUGGACAGAGCACGCCUCCAUCAGCUACACCAGUCCCCCAUGGAGGGCCAUCUACCCCACAUGCCCCCCUUUAUGCCCCACCUCGGCGGCAUGCCGUACCCUAGACUCAGCCCCUCCACAGGACACAACGGCCCUCUGAACAGAACACCCCCUACUGCAGCACUCAGUGCACCCCCACCCCUUGUGCCAGCCGGCAGUGCCAGGCCAGCCUCACCCAGGAGGACUACCCCCCUCACCACCACACAGGACCCACGGGACUACUCACCAUCUCGCAACCCAAAAGAGGUAGAGGCUCGGUAGCUUCUGAAAAAAGUGCACCAAGUCUCACGAGACGCACUCACAAGCCCCCCCCCCCCCAAUCUGAAAUCCUCUUGUGAACAAAAUGCACUGCUCUUCACCAGAGAAGAGCAAAACUCCCUAAGGGAAAGGGUAUGAUUGUACAAAGUACAGGUGUGUAAGGCUGAUUAAGCACAUGCCAUGACUUUACUUUUAGUGGACUGGAGGUUGAAUAAUGUCGGUAAAAAGAACACAAAUAUGUGUAUGUUUAUAUCCGACUUAAAUAUUUGAUAAUUAUUAAUAUAUUAAUCCAAUACCUUUUUUCAGCUUUGUGCAAAAAGAGAGGUCCUGAAAUGAGUUUGUACAUUUCCUAUCCUUGUUCCAUGUAUAGAUAUCAUUUCUAUGAAUUUUAUGUAUUUUGUGCAUUAGUCACACCUUUUACAAUAUUUAUCCCAGUUGAUUGUGAGACAUAUCCAUUAUGACCCACUGUAAAGACUGGAUUUUGGUUUCAACCUUCAGUAAUUUAACCUCAUGGUACCAGGAUAUCCUCAAUGAUGACAAUGUACAAUUGUUACAUUACCGAUUUGUUUUGUUCAUUUGUUUUGCCUUUGAGAUAUGCAGAUAAAUAUAUAUUAUGAGGUCUUUGUUCAGUCUCUGUAAAGAAAACUGAUGUAAAUAACUUGUUGAUAUUCCUUCGCUGCAAAAUUACCAUGUAAAUUUAUUAGGCUUUUUAACCAUUUCUAGAAAAACAAAAUUAAAUGAAACAUGGGGAAUCACUUCCCUGUUAAAUAUCAUGGUAACAGACAAGCCUGGCCAAUGGAUGGGAAGUGUGACAGGAGGGUGUUGUAAGAGGGCCUCCAAGGAUCAUCUGCAAUCUAUGCAAAGCAGCACACAUCACCCUAAUGAAGAGAUCACCUGGAGGGAGCAGACGAUACUGGUGAUACUGAGAGAAACUUGGAUUAACACAUGUUUAUAUUUACCAAUGAAAUAAUGAUGAAUUAUUGAAAGACUUCCAAGUCACAAACUGGACCAGCCCCAGACAGAAAAGAAGGACACUUUUUAGUGGGUGGCAAAAGGACUUUCUCUGUCAACCUUGUGGUGUUGUGCAGUUGUUUUUCUUAGACUCUUGUAUACAAAACAAGUAGAGUUUUAGGCCUGCAAAAAAAUGAAAAUGAACAUUCAUGGUUUAAAAUGUACGGAAUAA